AUGGCCUCUAGUUCAGUUCCUUGUAAUCAAUGGAUCAAGGCUAACAUUAUGUUCUACUUCCAUGGAGCCAAGGGAGGAAACUUUGCCAUUGUCUCAGACGAAAACCUCCACAUCAACGUACAAUUCAUCGGGACUCGACCAGAAGGAAGGACUCGUGACUUCACAUGGAUUCAAGCCAUCGCAAUCAUGUUCGACAGUCACACCCUUGUUAUUGGAGCAAAGAGGGUUUUCAAGUGGGACGACAAAGUUGAUGCUCUCAUGGUGAAGUGGAAUGGUGAGUCAGUUGACAUUCCUGAAUAUGGAGGGGCUGAAUGGGUUAGGUCUAUUGGAGAAAAGGAAGACAGGCAUCACUACCAUAUACCAGCUGAUGAUACUUUUGCUCACUUGGAGACACAGUUCACAUUUUCAAAUUUGUCUGAUCUCGUGGAAGGAGUUCUAGGGAAGACUUACAGACCAGGAUAUGUUAGUCGAGUAAAGAGAGGAGUUCCAAUGCCAUUGAUGGGUGGAGAGGAUAAGUACAAAACCCCAUCACUUUUUUCACCUCUCUGCAAGGUUUGUAGCUUUCAAACUACUGCUCGUCAAUCUGGUGGGCUUGCAAUUACAACUGGAGUGGUUGCAUAA
This is a messenger RNA of Fragaria vesca subsp. vesca, 621 nucleotides long. RefSeq lists its product as uncharacterized. NCBI's taxonomy places the organism in Eukaryota, Viridiplantae, Streptophyta, Magnoliopsida, Rosales, Rosaceae. The transcript is spliced from 3 exons. The coding region runs from base 1 to 621 and encodes 206 amino acids. The record is from RefSeq and is a predicted model, not a curated record.